Aricia agestis (brown argus) is the source of this 2008-nucleotide messenger RNA. Its product is annotated as kelch-like protein 10. The transcript is spliced from 7 exons. NCBI's taxonomy places the organism in Eukaryota, Metazoa, Arthropoda, Insecta, Lepidoptera, Lycaenidae. The coding region runs from base 10 to 1893 and encodes 627 amino acids. The record is from RefSeq and is a predicted model, not a curated record. Gene Ontology annotation, molecular function: protein binding.
UCAAAAGGGAUGGAAUUCAAUCCAAAACAUCGUAAAUUGCUUAAAAUUAAAAAUUCUUCGCGUCCUCAAUCUACUCACAAAACUCGAUUGUCGAAAAGGAAAGUAGUAACUAGAAAACGCAAAUGUGUCUGUCUACCAGAACAUUUUUCGUUGGUAGAAUUUCCGGUGAUAUGGAAUGAACUAAGACUGAACGAUCAACUCUGUGACGGUGUUAUUACAUGUAAUGAUAAGAAAUCGAUACAUAUUCAUCGAGUUAUUUUAUCAGCAGUGAGUCCAUACUUUAGAGCCAUAUUCGUUAACUCUCUUAGAAAGGGCGAACAAGAAGAAACUGAAAUAUUCGUAGAUGUACCCAGCUACUACAUGAACCUCAUACUUGAUUAUGCAUACACGGGAACCUGUAAGGUAACAGAAGAGAAUGUUGAAAACUUGUUGCCUUAUGCUGAUCGUUUCGAUGUAGUCGGAGUAAUACAGUUGUGCUGUAUUUUUUUGCUGCAGCAAAUACGACCACAUAAUUGUCUGGGUAUAUUCAAAUUCGCCCGAUGCUACUUUUGUAAUGACCUAGAAAAAAAGGGAAAAUCAUACAUAAGACAAAAUUUUGGUCGCAUACUGAAGGAGUGUAAUGAAUUCAAAACACUGACUGUUGAAGAAUUAGAAGAUAUUCUGAGAGACGACGAAUUGAACGUACGUAACGAAGAAAUCGUUUUUCAAGCUCUAAAGACUUGGGUGGAACAUGAUCUCGAAAAUCGAAGAAAAUACAUUCCAUCGCUUUUGACUUGUGUGCGUUACGGUCAUAUUAGUUUCAAAUAUUUAAAAACCAAAAUUCUACAGUGGCAACCAGUUGUCGACGACGAGAGGUGUCAAGAAGCUUUAUAUCCAGCAGUAGUUUUUCUGACAAUCCUUGAUUCAAAACCGGACAGUGAAACCGAUCUAAACGAUCCGUUGGCGAGGCCCAGAAUACCUUACGAGAUACUUUUCGCAGUAGGAGGAUGGAGCGCCGGCAGUCCUACCAGUUUUGUAGAAACUUAUGACACUAGAGCUGAUCGCUGGUUUCUAUCUAUUCAUAUGGAUCUCGCACCCCGCGCCUACCACGGUCUAUGUGCUCUGAACAACCUCAUAUACAUGAUCGGUGGUUUCGACGGAAGUGAUCAUUUCAAUACCGUACGGUGCUACGAUCCAGUAACGAAUGUCUGGCAGGAGAGAGCUUGCAUGUACCAAGCGAGAUGCUACGUCAGUGUUGUUGUGCACGAUGACCUUAUAUACGCAUUGGGAGGGUAUAACGGUCGAACCCGCAUGGCGUCCGCAGAAAGGUACUAUCCAGACAAGAACCAAUGGGAAAUGACGACACCCAUGAACAAACAGAGGUCAGAUGCCAGCGCUGCGUCGCUUGGAGGAAAAAUAUACAUUGUUGGUGGCUUUAAUGGACAAGAGGUGCUGUCUUCUGCCGAGGUUUUCGACCCAGACGUGAAGCAGUGGAGUUUCAUCAGGUCCAUGAUCAGCCCUCGAUCCGGAGUCAGCCUCAUCGCAUAUCGCGACUCCUUGUACGCCCUCGGUGGAUUUAACGGAUAUAAUCGUUUGAACACUGGUGAAAGAUUCUGCCCGCAGCGUGGUGGUGAAUGGCAGGAGGUGACGGAGAUGUUCAGCGCGAGAAGUAACUUCGCAACUGUUCUGCUUGACGAUAUGAUCUUCGUCAUCGGAGGAUUCAAUGGUUCGACCACAAUACCCCAUGUGGAAUGCUACGACGGCGACACACAUGAAUGGUACGAUGCAUCUCCAAUGAACCUCACACGAUCCGCACUUAGCGCCUGCGUUCUAUCAGGACUUCCAAACGCUCGUUCUUUCUCCUACCUCGCAAAAGCGAUACCCGCUGCCGGCGCGGACCAAGCCCAACUGUAAUUGCGAACACCUACGUUACCUUUAUAUCAGCCAGUUCUUUAUUUUUUACUAUUUUCUUCAUUUAGCGAUAUUAAAGGCCAGGAAAUAGCUAUACUUACAAAGUUAAUAGAAUCGU